AUGGCUUACGCUCAGCCUGACGAACACUUCUUCAUCGAGGAUGAACCCCAGUCCAGUACCCGAGCCCGGGAGACCGCCAAGAUGCUCGCGCGCAGCCGACAAGACACCAUUGCCUGCGAGCUCUCUCGUCUUGCUGGCGAAGAGUACCUGGAGGAGACUCUUCCCGAUGCUAACCUCAUCGACAUGCAACGUGAGAUCCAAUGGUUUAUGCGCCCCUACCUCAUCGACUUCCUCAUCGAGGCCCACGCCGCCUUCGCCCUGCUGCCCGAGACGCUGUUCCUCACCGUCAACCUGUUGGACCGGUACUGCUCACGGCGUGUAGUAUAUAAGCAACACUACCAGCUCGUUGGGUGUGCCGCUCUCCUCAUCGCGGCCAAGUAUGGCGACAAGAAGGACCGUGUGCCUCAGAUUCAUGAACUCAACAACAUGUGCUGCGGCCUGUAUGAUGCUGGCAUGUUCACCCAGAUGGAGAUGCACGUCCUCAACACUCUGGAAUGGACCAUUGGCCACCCCACUGUCGACUUCUUCACCCAGCUCAUGGUUGCUGAGGAGCAGGACGACAAGGAGGUGGAGCACAUGGCUGCCUACCUUUGCGAGAUUGCCUUGUACCAUCGCGAUUUUGUUUCGACAAAGCCCUCGAUGAUGGCCCGCUCCUCAUUGGCCUUGGCGAGAGCCAUCCUUGGAAGACCCGAGGUCAAUGACGGCGACUGGGACCACACCGAGAACCUGACGCUGUUGACCCUCUCUCAACACCUUAACCAGCCCUCGCCAACCCUGGCCCGCAAGUACUCUUCAUCGUCCCUGUCCAAGGUGUCACAGAAACUGGCCGACUUCAUGGCCGAGCAGGCUGCGAUGGCCAGGCGCCAAGCCAACCCCCAGUCACCGCCUGCCGAGCCUCCCUCAAGACACGCCGACAUCUACAGCACCCCACAGAAGGGCCAUGGCCACGGCGCUGCUACCGGUUUCGACGGCUACCUGACGCCUCCCAUUACUCCCGACAACGCCUACGGAAACACGGCAAAGGUGGACUCGUACCACCAACUGCCGCCCCGAUGCCCCGUUACGCCAACUCCCCAGAGCCAUUCCUCUACAUACCCCCAGCACGUGCAGCAAUAUGCUGCCUUUGUGAACCAGCACGGAAUCCACCAGCAAUAG
This is a messenger RNA of Trichoderma virens Gv29-8, 1155 nucleotides long. RefSeq lists its product as uncharacterized. The record is from RefSeq and is a predicted model, not a curated record. Gene Ontology annotation, cellular component: cyclin-dependent protein kinase holoenzyme complex; nucleus; centrosome. The coding region runs from base 1 to 1155 and encodes 384 amino acids. Gene Ontology annotation, molecular function: cyclin-dependent protein serine/threonine kinase regulator activity. Lineage: Eukaryota; Fungi; Ascomycota; Sordariomycetes; Hypocreales; Hypocreaceae. Gene Ontology annotation, biological process: mitotic cell cycle phase transition; regulation of cyclin-dependent protein serine/threonine kinase activity. The transcript is spliced from 2 exons.